This is a messenger RNA of Drosophila ananassae, 1304 nucleotides long. RefSeq lists its product as uncharacterized. Gene Ontology annotation, biological process: regulation of transcription by RNA polymerase II. Gene Ontology annotation, molecular function: DNA-binding transcription factor activity, RNA polymerase II-specific; RNA polymerase II cis-regulatory region sequence-specific DNA binding. Gene Ontology annotation, cellular component: nucleus. The coding region runs from base 98 to 1069 and encodes 323 amino acids. Lineage: Eukaryota; Metazoa; Arthropoda; Insecta; Diptera; Drosophilidae. The transcript has a single exon. The record is from RefSeq and is a predicted model, not a curated record.
UGCACGUUUACUUUCCCACACCAAACGGUCACACUAUCUUGAGAUAGAUCAACAAUUGUUUUUAUUUAUAUUUUGCUAAACAACUGAAAUACGCGUUAUGUCUCGUAAAUGUGAUGGGAAUGAAAGCGCAAAUAUUGAGGCAGUGGAGUACUUUAGUGGAAACGAAAAUGAAUCGACACCGAUUGAGCAGGUUACCGUCUCCCGAAGAACCAAAACAACUUGUGUUGUACUCCAGAAUACUGGCAAGCCGAAGAUCAUGCUGCAAUGCAACAUUGAAGGCUGUACGUAUCAAACAAACAGGCGACGGGACAUGCAUCGCCACAAACGCUCCUUGAAACAUUCACACCACGACGUGUCCUCCGACUCGGAAUCCGACUUCGAUCGCCCGCCGUGGGAAUGCAAGCUCUGUAGUUAUAUCACCGCCAAGAGGUUCAGCUUUGCUCGCCACCAGAGAUCCGAACGGCAUCGUCGGAAUCAGCUAUAUGCCUCCAAGGACGAAGAGACACCUGUCGCUACGAAAAAGCCCAAGGAAACAGAAACGUCCCAACCAGAUAUUCAAACAAUCGACACUUCCAGCGAAGACAACAAAGACGAAGGCAUCCUUUACACUUGCACAACUUGCACUUUCACGACAACCAACAAGUUGAUGAUGAAACAUCAUAAAAAAUCGACGGAACAUCUGGAUAAAAUGAAUGUUACGGAACUGGACAACUGGUUAAUAGAAUAUGACCCCCAAGGUGAAGAAAACUGUGAAACAAAUGAGCCCAUUCUACUGGAAACAGAAGAUGAGGACGACGAAGACGAUAUCGCCGUCGAAAACUGCUCUACGUUCGAUUGCAACAUUUGUGAUUAUAAAACUGCCCAUAGAUUUAGUUUCAUCCGCCACAAACAGUCGCGCAAGCACCUCGAAAACCUUAUCGUUCUUACGGAUGAGGACAUGGUCCAGACUGACCUCGGCUUUGAUGCUAUAGAGAUGGAUCCCAGCGAAGAAUUGCAGGAGAUCGUAUACGUUCCCACGGAGGAGAAUCCUGACGAGAACUGCUAUCACAUAGUGAUGGAUAGCGAUUAGUUUUUGCUGAUAAUACCUAUGUAUAUACGUUUUCUAUUUUUACCUACUCAGGAUUGGGAAGAGCCAUAAGAAUCUGUGGCUCGGAGCUGCGCAAUGAUGCAUUUGUUAAAUAAUUAAAACAUUUUUUUAUCAAGUUCAUAAAUAAUUAUUGUAAAUAUAAUAUAUUGAUUAUAUGUAUACAUUUAAACUUAACUUAAAACUUGAGAAUACAGAAAUGCUGUGUUUUAAAAUGUAA